Molecule: messenger RNA, 620 nt
Organism: Aspergillus brunneoviolaceus CBS 621.78
Lineage: Eukaryota; Fungi; Ascomycota; Eurotiomycetes; Eurotiales; Aspergillaceae
Product: hemolysin-III family protein
Exons: 2
Coding region: 8-547 (179 amino acids)
Cellular component (GO): membrane
Molecular function (GO): signaling receptor activity
Source: RefSeq, a predicted model, not a curated record
CAUGGUGAUGACGACGGGGAUGAGAUUACAGACCUUCCUCCUCACCCUCCCUUCGCUGGGUCUGCAUCUUCAUCCUGCUGCGGCGGCGGCGGCGGCGGCUUCAUCGUCACGUAUACCUACGGCCACUUGUUCAGUCGACAACAUAGUCAAUAGCACACUCGACAGUACAACCACCACCACAGCUACCACCACAGUCACCAGCACAUUAAACAAUCCCCACCGAAACGACCCCCACCGCACCCUCCGCGUCACCGCCCUCAUCUUCACCGGCCUGAGCGCCCUCAUCCCGAUCACCCACCUGUACCUCCUGCACGACGCCCGCUACCUCCUCGCCGUCGGCGUGGGGUGGUAUGCCCUCGAGGGGAUGGCGUUGAUCCUCGGCGCCGUGGUGUAUCUGAAUAAAACCCCCGAACGAUGGUACCCGCACAGUAAGGUCUUCAUGCUGUGGUCGUCCCAUGCCUUCUGGCAUGUGCUCGUGCUCGUCGGCAUGGUGGCGCAUACGAUGGGGCUGGCUCGUGCGAUGGGCGUCGAGGCGGGAGGGGAUUGAUGUUUCGUAAAGGUGACUUAGGACUGACGGGGUUGGAAACUGGACUUUCUAGAGUGAAGGUGUGAGAUUGGGG